AUGAGGCGUCCUGCCGGAUCCGGAUUUCUGGUGCUGGGCGCCCUGGCCUACAUGGCCUGGGGCCCAAGCUUCACCGGAUCUGCACUGAAAGGCUGCAGGCCGGAGGGUGCCGUGGUGCGCAUGGCUGGCUCCAAGUGGGUGAACGAGGAUGACCCUGAGAUGUCUCACCCUAGCGGCCUGUAUGUCCUUCCGUUGAAGCCGGCGAAGAAGACCGAGAGCUAUACUUACACCUGGAAGAAGAACGAGAAGGGUGAGCUGGAGGAGUACGCGGGCUACGUCAAGGUGCCGUUCAAGGGCGACGAGCGAGCCGCAGCCUACUACACCCAGCGCAAGGGCAAUGGAUGCUGGGACCACUGGGGCAAGAGCGGCGAGGGUGAGGCAGUCUAA
Messenger RNA from Symbiodinium necroappetens, 387 nucleotides. The record is from the annotation of a GenBank genome assembly. Lineage: Eukaryota; Dinophyceae; Suessiales; Symbiodiniaceae.